Podarcis muralis (Common wall lizard) is the source of this 6043-nucleotide messenger RNA. RefSeq lists its product as uncharacterized. NCBI's taxonomy places the organism in Eukaryota, Metazoa, Chordata, Lepidosauria, Squamata, Lacertidae. The record is from RefSeq and is a predicted model, not a curated record.
AGCAUCCCCUGCACGGAGACAAAAGCCCCCCAGGGCUCCUUCGCUUGCUGGAGCGCCGAGGGACGGUUGGCUCGGCUUCCCGGCGCGCCGCGAGCGAGCGAGCGAGGUCGCAGGUGAAAACGGAGCCCUGCACCUGGCCUAGCGGUUCAGAGAGAUACGGACAACCUGCCCAGUGUCAGUCGGUGCGAAGAUGGAUGACAAUGGCGCUGCUGGCGGAGACCCAGCUCCACGGCUGAAUGGCGUGGCAACGGCCAGUAAAGGAGCCCGGGCUGCCUGUCCACCUGCAGCAAAGCAAACACCCAGCAGGAGCCCUCGGGCUCCAGGGCAAGUCUCUGGCAGGAAGCAGCCAGGAGCCCCUACAAGUCGUCCUCCUACAGUUCCUUGCGGCGCCCCCAGAAUGCUCAGCAAUGGAGCAGCCAGGAAGCCGCCCGUGUUGCAGACGAAGCAGCCAGUGGCCAAGGCCAGUGCUGCCACCAACUUGUCUGCUAAGGGGGCAGUGAAAAAGGUCAUGGGGGACAGACCCAGCGGGCCAAAGACUUCAGAAAGGAUCGGUCAGGAGAAGGAGGUGCAGCAGAAACCCACAAAAGUGGAAACGCAGGUGACGGCUUCAGCACCAAAGGCAACUUCCACGAAAGUCAAGAAACCCGAACAGACAAAGCCCCCCAGGUAUGGAACGGAGGAGCACAGGGAGCUAACUUGGUUGCCAGGGACCAAGAAUUCAACUGCAUCAGCCCUAAACAGACCACCAGCCAAUAGCACCGCAGCCAACGGCAAAGGUGUGGGGAAACCUAAGCAGGCAGUGCCAGCUGCUGGUCAAGCUGUAGUAGUGCAGCAGAAAAGCAGUCCGGCUACACCAAGAGAUGCUUCCAGAGCUGUCCCGACCUCAAAGGCCAAGCCUUCAAGAUCAAACCCUGCUGUGAAGAUGCCGCCUGCCCCCUCCAGGCACCCCAAACUCCCAAGCUCCAAAUCUCAGUCCGAGCAAAACCUCGGGCAAAGGAAUGCGGCCGCCCUUCCGAAUACCAAGCUUUCGUCGAAGAAGUUCUCUGAGUCCGCUAAGCCCAGAACUCCUGCCAAGGCGGCUGGUGGGACUUCGCAUCCGCCCACGCCACAAAGAGCUGCUGCCUCUGCUUCCAAGGCUUCUCCUGCCGGGGGCAGUCCAGGCAAGAAGCUCCCCAAGAAAGAUGCCCUUCCUAGCCAAGAGCAGGCCCCCUCCGCAAAGAAGGUCCAGAAGGCCAAGGCAGGGCAUGCCAUGGUGGGCACCGGUGAAGCAGAAAGCAUCUCCAUAGAGGAGGCAGGGCCCAUAGAACAAUUAGACCAUGCAGCAGAGGUAGAGACUGUUUCCUUGCUAGACUCCCAAGAGGCAGUGUCUGAGACCUGCAGGGUGGAAGCCGUGGCAACUGAGCACUUGGAGCCAGGGGGCUUGGAAGGGGAAGACUGGGCUGCAUAUCGCAGCAUGAAAGUGCUAACUCCAGCCGCUCUUGAGGCACCCCUGUCCUCGCUUGAUCAACAAGAUGUGACGGUCUCUUCCUCUCCCACCGAGAUGCAUCCAGCGGUCCUUGUCACACCUUUGGCUUUGUCCACUCCAGAUGAUGUGAAGGACUCUUCCUCUCCAACUGAGAUGCAUCCAGCAGUCCUUGUGGCGCCUCUGGCUUCAUCUAGCCCACAAGAUGGGACGGUCUCUUCCUCUCCCACCGAGACGCAUCCAGCAGUCCUCGAGGCACCUCGGGUCUCUCUGCCUCCGCAAGACGUGAAUCACGACGAGAUACAUGAUUUGGCCGCCUCUGAGGUCCUGAACGUCCCUGGUGACGAAAUACUGGGCUUGCAGACAGAUUGCGCUUAUGAACCAUCCCUUCCUGUUGAUUCAGGGCUUGCUUCCCAAACUUCAACACUGGAAUCUUCCCAGACUAGGCAGGCAGGCACAGACUCUGAGUACUUAGAGGAGCAAGUCUUUCCGCGCCUUGAUGUUCCAGUGGCUGUUGAGCAGCCGCACUUACUGCUUGAGGCGGAAGAGCCUUGUGAAGGCAUAAGCCACCUCUCGUCACCUGGCACCCAGGUGUCCACUGGGGAAGAUGUCCCCAUGCCAAGCUGUGUAGAAGGAUUUCAUUCUCCUGGGUCCUUGGUUCCAGAUUUUGGGUUGCUUGAAGAGGCCCAAACUGCCAAACCUCUGGCACAGACAGCAGAGGCACCGGAGGUGUCUGUCCUCACAGCAGAGCAGCCCUCCUCGUUCAGCCAGGCAGGUCCUCCCCUGGAAACUAUGGCAGAGCCUUGGGCAACCGAACAUGAAGUGGAUGAGGUCCUAAGCCUGCCUUGUAGCCCAGAGGUGGAGCGGCAGGUGGACAGGGCCCCACUGGAGGCAGAGACUGAGAGGCUGAGGAGGAGCCCGCUAGAGCUUGCAGCUCAAUGUCGUGACGUAACACAGGAAGUGGUCACUUCUCCACAGGCUGAGAAGCCACACGCAGCUGCCAUUUAUACCGAAGAUGAACUCCUGGAGCCUCCGCAUGCAGCAGAACCUUCUGUAAUCGGCGAGUUUGUUCAGGACCAGGCCCCAGUCUCUCUCCAGACCCCUGAAAGCUUGCUUCCCACAGAAUUUGCUGGAGAGCCUCCUGUAGCCCACAGCGACCCGUGCAGUUGUUUGGGUGGACAUCCCGUAAUUGGAGGCCCUGUGGAUGAUGAUGGUGGUGGUGGUGAUGAUCCAGUGCUCCUGGAAAUGUGUGUGGGUAACCUGAACCGAGAGGAGGCUCCUGCAGGGGAAGCUCCAGGCUUCCGGCCCCAUCUCUCAGGGGAGCUCUCUCCGAGCGGUGUGGCUCAGGUGUUGGUGCACAAACCCCAGACCCUGCCCCUGAAGAGCCUUGGGCUGCUGCAGGAGCCUCCUGCCCAGCUCCCUGAGCUCCCAGACUUGCUGCUGAGUAGCACAGUGCUGACCACAAGCCAGUCCCCAGAAAGGGGAGGCUCCUCUUCAAAGUCCAGCACUUUAAGCGGACCCGAUUUGGCAGGCAAGAGUAGCAGCGAGACCAGCACCCCCGAGGAACUGCUGGACUAUGACAGUAGCUCCGGGGUGGAGUCCAAGUCGGAGGAGAAACUGGAGCAGACCUGCCACCAGCUCCUGAGCCCCCUGGAGGACCUGCCUGGCGAGCUGGACCUGGGCAUCCACAUGGAGAAGGGAGACGAUGAGGCGGAGACCCUGCCUGCUGACGAAGUCCUUGGCGACCCGCCCACUGAGCCCACCGUGUCCUCCGAGGAGGAAGCCGAGCUGGACGCUGACCUCCUGAAGGACCCGGGCUUCGCCAAAACAGCCGUGUGCCUGUCGACUUCUUUCCCGGGCAAGCCGUCCUUGCCCCACUCCGUGGAGGAGUCUGACGAGCCGGGCUCCGGCGACGCUGGCACCGAGACCCCGGCCUCCACCAACUCUGCUGCCUCUUGCGACGUCUUUGGCGCCUUCCACCUCCACUCCACCGACAGCUGUGGGAAGAGCCCUGGCCUCUCUUCCCUCGAGAGCGAAGAGGGCAGCAAGGACCAGCUCCCCAAAGAGACCGGCAGCAAGGCCCCCGUGGAUUGGGAGCAGCACUCCUUGCAGGCCUCGCCAGCCCCCCAGAAGACGCCUGGAGGGCAGGGGGAAGAGGCAUCCCAGCCUUUCACUGCCACUUAUAGCUUGGCUGCAGGUGACAAUGGGGCUGGCCUGCCCUUCCCCUGGGGACCCUGUCCGUCAGAGAUCCUCUCCACUAUCUAUGAAGUGGAAAGUGGCGCUGAGACUCCCGGCCCGGACGAAGAGGACGGGAGCCGCCAUUUGCGCGCUGCGUCCCGAGACCAGGCUCUUCACCUAGGAAGCAUCCAGGCCACAAUGGUGCAGCAGCUGAUCAGCCGGACGCUGCUCUUCUCAGCGGAGGCCCCUUCCGGGGCAGCUGGUGGGAAGGGGGCGCUGAGCAGCGAAGCAGAGAUUGGCAAGUGGACCGAACUGAUCUCUCCUCUGGAUGAAUCGCGCGCCAGCAUCACUUCUGUGACGAGCUUCUCCCCAGAGGACAUGUCAUCCCCGCACGGGGACUGGACUGUGGUGGAGGUGGAGACCUUCCACUGAAUUUGUUUCCUUGGAAAUGGAAAGUUUCCCUUGGGCAUUUUGACUUGUUUCCCCCCAACACCCUUCCCCCCCAACACCCUUCCCCUUAGGUACGAUCCAGCCGUUCCUGUAGGGACUUCAGAAUCUAGUGUUAGCCAACUGCGGGAGUGUUCCUCCUCCCAUUCUCCUGAUCUCUUGGGCAGCUAAUGAGAAACACUAUCUGAGAUGAUGGCUCUAUUGGCUUUUACCGUAGCUUAGCCACUGUUUUUGCCACUUGCCAGAAAGUGCAAAUUCACUUUUGAGCUGCUUUUAGCUCACUGGACCCCGUCUACAUUUUGUUUGGGUUUUCAGUGAUAUGGGGCAGCUUCUAUACUUGAGAUACUCCUGCGCAACUUCGCCUGGUAAGUGCUGGGGGGGGCCACACCCCUCUGCUUUUGGUUGACAUAGCAAUACUUUCUCUACUUGGCUGGGGGCUGCCCCCAGCCGUAGAUAAGCAACUGUCUGAUACAGCUACUGAUGUGGCCUUGGAGUUCCACAUGGAUUUAUUGGCAAUUAAUGGCUACAGAAGCUGGCAGACCUUUGCUAGGUUGGCAGAAAGUGUUCACGUGCCUCAUUUCUCAUAGCUGACUACAGAUACAGGGAACCCUUCUAAAGCAAACUGCUUGCUCUUGGGAGAAAGGCGUUUCUACCUCUUUCCCCUGAAAGAGCAACACAUGAAAUUACCCCUCCAAUGACAUAAAGGGGGGGGGAGCAUCUACAAGUGAGGAGGAACUGCUCUGUCUUUAGCCAUUUCUGUACUUCUCAGGAGCGGGUCAUGCCCCAAGUUUCAAAGUAUUUGGUGGGAGGGCUUGUGCUGGUACGUGGUUUGCCAUCUAAGUGCCCGUCAACAUAGACAUCUGUACCCUGUCCAGGGGAAAGGAUAAUGAGAAUCUCUUUGGGAAUUGUUCUGCUUGGGAAUUGUUUGGUACAGAGUGUCUUCUUCCUGGGAGCUUGAACCCAAAGUUCAGCAGUAUAGAGAAGUGGACAAGAUUGCAAUGCCAAUGCCUGUGCUAUCCUGUCUCAGUAUUGGCACAACAGUAGCAACCUGCAGGUUUCCUAUGGUGCUUUGCAGGGAUAGCUGUGCCAUGCCCAGGGACUUCCUUUCUUUCAUGAUAGACAAAUGCAACUGGCACUUUUUACUGUGGGACUCCGCUGUAACAGACUUUAAUGGCGAUGAAACACUGCAUCUUUUUUUCUAGUAAAGGCCUCCUAGCAUUUGCUGGUAUUAAGUGGGACAAAAUUACUGCCAGUACCCCACAUGCCAGUUGUGGGAUACAAUGUCCCAUCACAGGGAUUUUAGAAAUAAAAAAAAUUCUCCUUCACCUCCGCAUACUUGGGCACGUAGCACAGGACCACUUGCUAGAGAAACUCCUGAGCAGUGCAAAGGUAGGAAUGCCUUUGAGGCAUUACUUUCCUCCAUUUCUGCCUGCUACAAUGGAGAUGGCAGAAUUUAGGAUUCUUGAGUCAAUUACCUUGAGAGAUUAGUGCUGCUAGGAAAAUGUUACAUGAGAUGGAGAAGAUUGUUUUCUAGGUAGGGACAAGGCGUCCAUGUUGGUUAGCCCUGCCUUGCUUGUGGGGCUGAAAGUGCCCAGGCAUUACAAAUUGCUAUGGUGGAAGUAGCCCAACUGUGAAACCUAUCAUCUGCAUGACAAUAUGGUCCUUCUCUUCCAUGCAUUCAGAAAUGGUUUUCCUCUUGGUAACUCUUGUCCAUGCAGCUACGUGUGCCUUGAAUGCAGGGUUUGGGGAGUAUCUCUUAAAACUCGAUGGAACUGUAGCUUUGUGUAGUGAUAUCAUUGGAAAUGGAGCCUUAUUAACUGUAACAAGGUGUGUGGUUUCCCGCCCCCCUCCUGAAGUUUGCAUGUGUGUGACUGCUUUUGUAAUGUAGCACAUUGUUGGUGAUAAAUUAUGAUAGAUUUUUCUUAGUUUCUUAAAAUAAAGAUGAACUUGAGUUUC